Molecule: messenger RNA, 1575 nt
Organism: Penicillium salamii
Lineage: Eukaryota; Fungi; Ascomycota; Eurotiomycetes; Eurotiales; Aspergillaceae
Source: the annotation of a GenBank genome assembly
AUGGCUGUUCUCCCGGAGUUUCUUGCGGAGUUUCUCGACAGUCCUUAUGUGGUACAAGGUGUUUGUGCCACGUUAUUGAUGGUCGUUAUUGCGAGUGUUUGGGGUGAUAUACUGGAUGGAAUUCCCCAUCGUCGAAUCCCUUUAGUUGGAAGGACUUGGUGGGAGAUCACCAACAAAAAGGCAAGGUUGCGAUUCACUCAGUCAUGCCGGGAUCUGAUCAUCGAGGGGUUUGCAAAGGGAAACCAUGUAUUCCAAAUCAUUGGAGCUACACAACCGAUGAUUGUGCUGCACCCGAAGUACAUCAACGAAAUUAAGAACCACCCAGACUUGAGUUUCGACGACGCCAUUAAGAAGCUGUUUUUUGAUAACCGCAUCCCCGGAUUCGAGCCGCUUCACAAUGGUCCCUUUGUGAAGGUCACCGUCGAGGUUCUGCGAACCAAACUCACCCGAUCGCUUGGAUCAUUGUCUACCCUGCUUUCUAAACAGACAUCUUUGACCUUGAAGGAUGCUUUACCUCCCACUGAUGAAUGGACUCCGUAUAAAUUUGGCCAGAAAAUUCCAUUCAUGAUCGCUCGGGUUUCAUCCCUAGUUUUUGUCGGUGAAACUAUUUGCCACGAUCCCGGAUGGAUCGAUGUAUCGGUCAACUAUGCUGUUGAUGCAUUUCAGGCUAUGCGCGACCUACAAACAUGGCCAUCCGUUCUCCGACCCAUCGUCCAUUGGUUUUUGCCUUCCGCUCAAAACCUGCGCAGUCAUAUGAAAAAUGCCAACAUUAUCAUCAAUCGUGAGAUCAACAGAAGGACGUUGAUUCGGAAUGGCAAAAUUGUAGCAGAUAAUCUUCCACACAAACCCGAUGCUUUGGAUUGGUAUCGUGAGAUUGCCGAAUCCCAGAACAACUCCAACUUUGAUCAAGCCCGCGUUCAAGUUACUCUGGCAUUGGCGGCUAUUCAUACAACAUCCAAUCUAAUAACCAAUAUUGUGUACGACCUCGCCGCAUAUCCGCAAUAUAUUCAGCCUUUGCGUGAUGAGAUCUGUGCUGUUGCUGCCGAAGAUGGAGAAUUGAAGAAAACCAGCUUACUCAAGCUCAAAUUGAUGGACAGUAUUAUGAGAGAAUCGCAACGAACUAACCCAAUGUCAUUAAUCGCUAUGAAUCGUUUUGUGCACCAAAAGGUUGUUCUUUCCGAUGGUACUGUGCUUCCCAAAGGCGCAAUCAUCUUUAUACCAACGACCCUGUUACAAGAUGACAACAUUUACCCCAACGCUGCCACUUACGACGGUUAUCGGUUCUUGAAGAAACGCCAGGAGCCAGGAAACGAACAAAAGCAUCAAUUUGUCAUGACAUCCGCUGAUUACUUUGCCUUCGGUCACGGUAUUCACUCUUGUCCGGGUCGUUUUUUCGCCUCCAGCGAAACUAAGAUCAUACUCCUUCAUCUGCUGUUAAAGUACAAUUGGAAAUUGCAGAGUGGUGGACGACCGAAGAAUUUUGAAAACGGUGUCGAGCUCAUCGCCGACCCAAAUGUUGAGCUUUUAUUCCAAUCUCGUCAGCCAGAGAUUAAUUUGAGUUUCUUGGGGGAAUAG